AUAUGACGUCAUUUUCAAAACUCAUAGUGACGACAUUCCCAUCAUAUGAUCAUAGAUUAUUUUUCAGACGCUCCAAAGCCUCCCUCUGUGUCAGUGAGUCCCUCUGGUGAGAUCAUGGAGGGCAGCUCAGUGACUCUGACCUGCAGCAGUGAUGCUAACCCAGCAGCUAACUACACCUGGUACAAGGAGGACGAGGACUCACCAACAGCAUCAGGACAAAUCUUCACCAUCACUCAUAUCACAGCUGAACAUGGUGGAAAGUAUCAGUGUGAGGCCCAGAACACACACGGACGUAGUAACACCACCUUACAUCUGACUGUUGGAGCAGGUGCUUGGAAAUCAGCAGUGACUGGAACAACCACAGCUCUUCUCCUGGUGGUCAUCCUCCUCGCUGUCUUCCUGUGGAUCAGAAGAAACAAGUCCUUCACACAACAGCGUGAGUGCAGUGAGAGACCAGAAGACAGAGCGGAGAUUUCAGCUGCGGCACACACACGACCAGCAGAGCAGCACCAUGAGGUCCACUACGCCAGCGUCUGCUUCACCCAGAACCGGGCAGAUGACCUCUACGCCAACAUAGGUCGAGUUCAACCCCAGAGAGAAACUGAGGAAGAGGAGGAGGAGGCUGAAUACAGCGCUGUUCGAUUUGACAGUGCAACAGGAACAAGACGUGAAGAAGAGGAGGAUGAUUCAUCUGCAGUGUACAGCACAGUCACCAAACACUGAAGAGACACAACGUGAAUCUGUUGUUUAUAUGUGGAUUU
Molecule: messenger RNA, 761 nt
Organism: Pleuronectes platessa (European plaice)
Lineage: Eukaryota; Metazoa; Chordata; Actinopteri; Pleuronectiformes; Pleuronectidae
Product: B-cell receptor CD22
Exons: 5
Coding region: 46-723 (225 amino acids)
Source: RefSeq, a predicted model, not a curated record